This is a messenger RNA of Rhinichthys klamathensis goyatoka, 1493 nucleotides long. It is a transcript of the gene hrasb, whose product is annotated as HRas proto-oncogene, GTPase b. Gene Ontology annotation, biological process: Ras protein signal transduction. Lineage: Eukaryota; Metazoa; Chordata; Actinopteri; Cypriniformes; Leuciscidae. Gene Ontology annotation, molecular function: GTP binding; GTPase activity; GDP binding. Gene Ontology annotation, cellular component: plasma membrane. The transcript is spliced from 6 exons. Bases 163 to 732 code for a protein of 189 amino acids. The record is from RefSeq and is a predicted model, not a curated record.
GAACAAGAAUAACACUAGCUGUCUAAUGACGACAAAUAGUUGAGAGCAACGGAGCAUUGAGCGGAGCAGCGGGAAGGAUGUCGACAUAUUAUUGACUUGCUGAGUGUGGUCGAGACGAGCGAACAGCGCCGUGGAUUUUUUUCUGACUCCGCAGCAGUGAGAAUGACAGAAUAUAAGCUGGUGGUGGUAGGUGCAGGUGGUGUGGGCAAGAGUGCUCUGACCAUCCAGCUCAUUCAGAACCACUUUGUUGAUGAAUACGACCCAACCAUUGAGGACUCAUACAGGAAACAGGUGGUGAUUGAUGGAGAGACGUGUCUGUUAGAUAUCCUGGAUACUGCAGGUCAGGAAGAGUACAGUGCAAUGAGAGACCAGUACAUGAGGACCGGAGAGGGCUUUCUCUGCGUCUUUGCCAUCAACAAUACCAAGUCUUUUGAGGACAUUCAUCAGUACAGGGAACAGAUUAAGAGGGUUAAAGACUCAGAUGAUGUGCCUAUGGUGCUUGUGGGUAAUAAAUGUGACCUACCAGCACGCACUGUGGACACAAGACAAGCCCAGGAACUCGCCCGUAGCUACGGUAUACCCUACAUUGAAACCUCAGCCAAGACCAGACAGGGAGUGGAAGAUGCCUUUUACACACUCGUCCGUGAAAUCAGGCAGCAUAAGUUGAGGAAACUGAACCCGCCAGAUGACAACGGCCAAGACUGUAUGAACUGCCGCUGUGUAGUGUCAUGAUCUGUGAAAGUGCAUGGCGUGGCUUUGGAAGCAGUGCAGCCCUACAGACCACAAACACUGCAACACCUACACAGAUGCUGGACGUUUAGAGCAGACUGUGUAAAAGGGAAAUCUUUAUUCUGGCAGCCCUGCAGUCUUCUUAGGGAUGUUCCCAUCGCUCUCCUCUACUGGAGAGGAAAGAAGUUGUACCUCAUUUUAAUGGUCUCAACACUGGAGUUGCUAUACGACUGGAUGAGCGCUGUCACACUUAAAUAUAUUUACAUUAAACAAACUAUUUACUCUUAACUGGAAGUAAUAGCUCAGAAAAUAACCUCUCAUAUUGCUUUGUCAGAUGUGUAUGUUAGAAAAACACUUUACGAGACGGAGAGGAGAAUUACUACAUCAGUUAGAUUAGCAUAUGUCUGGAUGUGAGGAAGAUUUGUAUUGUCAUUUGCUUAGAAGAAGUCUAUCCUAAUAAAAUGUACUUAAUUCAUUACGUUCUCUUGCAAAGAGAAUAGUCAUAUGCAGUGUGUGUAUCACAAGUUACAGUGCAAUAGAUUGCGAUUAGAAGGUACAUCUCCGAUAGGACAUGCUAUGGAAUCGCAUUUAUUCUUUGUUAGCCUUUUUGAAUUUGAAUGGCCCUCAGGGUCUUUGAAUUGUGGCUUGAUUAAAUACCCAGAUGUGAUGCUUUACAUUUACAUUAUUAGACAAAUGCAUCACAAAUAAUUGCAUUGGCUAAAGAAGACAAAUAAAUUAAGGUCUCUUCAAAAAAAAAAAAAAAC